Chlamydomonas reinhardtii is the source of this 2411-nucleotide messenger RNA. RefSeq lists its product as uncharacterized. The transcript is spliced from 15 exons. Lineage: Eukaryota; Viridiplantae; Chlorophyta; Chlorophyceae; Chlamydomonadales; Chlamydomonadaceae. Gene Ontology annotation, molecular function: ribosomal small subunit binding; GTP binding; rRNA binding. Gene Ontology annotation, biological process: ribosomal small subunit assembly. Bases 460 to 1818 code for a protein of 452 amino acids. The record is from RefSeq and is a predicted model, not a curated record.
GAUGAGGUAUCCUCCCGCCAAAAGCGCAGACUAGCCAGGACGAGCAUGUUGAGGCUUCAGGGCUUCACGCUGGACCCCGGAAUUCUUGUGAAUGCGUUUCCAUUGCCUGUUUUGUCCCAAGCACUAUCUGCACGUAUCACAGAGUUAACAAGAGCACGUUCACGCCGCUAUAAGUGCUGAAGUGCAACAUCCGUGCCCCAUGCUUCGCUGAUCGGUUGGGAAGGCUUCCCACAGGCUUCCUGAGCCGCACAGCCGGGAAUAUACGUUUGUGGUUACAUUGUCGAGCUUACAACGCAACUUAGCGCCUUGGCUGUCCGCCACAGACCGCGCCACGAUCCUGCGACGUGUCCGCGCGCAGCAGCUGUAUCAACCGCACGACGCUUUGGAUCAGUUCGUGACACACAGACAGUUAUCUCUGUACCGCUGAGCUCGGUUUAGAAGGGCGAGCCGCUCAGGAGAAUGGUGAACGGCCCGGCCAAGCGGAAGUCAGGAAAGACGCAGAUGGAGGAGAUUAUGAGUGGCGCGACGGAGAAGGUCCUGAAGCAGAUUACCGACCUUUAUGACUUCGGUUUGGGUGACGGCCCCGGCGCUAUUGGGCUCAAGGCCAUUGCGGAGAGCCCGCUGCUGCGCAUGACGCUGCGCAAGCCGCGCAAGAAGAUCAGUGUGAUGAUCGUGGGCAACCACUCAGCGGGCAAGUCCAGCUUCAUCAACUGGUACAUUGGGGAGAGCAUCCAGAAGACGGGCGUGGCCAUCGAGACGCGCGGCUUCACGUUCGUGACCAGCGGCAAGAAGCGGGAGACGCUGCAGGGCGACGCCACUGUGCGCUUCUACGACCACCUCAACUCCUUCGGCGACUUCAAUGGCAUCAUGGCGAACCUGUUCACUGAGAUCAGCACCAGCCGCGACAAGAACUUCUCCUGCGUGGACCUGAUCGACACGCCCGGCCUGGUGGACGGCGACAUGCAGUACCCCUUCAACGUUCAAGACGCCAUCGUGUGGAUGGCGGACCAUGUGGACCUCAUCCUCAUCUUCUUCGACCCCAUCGGCCAGGCCACUUGCAAGCGCUGCAUGGAGGUGGUGGAGCGCCUCAACAACGGGCCGCACCUGGAGAAGAUCCACUACUUUAUGUCAAAGGCGGACGCCGUGGACAAGGAGCACGACCGCCAGCGCGUGCUGAUCCAGAUCACGCAGAACCUGGCCACGCGCAUCCGCAACAGCCACGCCUUCAACCUGCCCACCUUCUACCUUCCCCGCGACGAGUCCGCGGACUGCACGAUACCCAACGCCAUCGAGGACGUGUGCAAGGAGAUUGACAAGUCCAUCAACAUGACGGUGCAGAAGAACCUGAAGCAGUUGAAGACGGACUGCGAGCGCAUCCUGGCGCGCGCGGAGGAGGUGAAGACGAAGGACCGCGAGCAGAAGGCGACCAACGUGCAGCGGACAAUGCAGGGCGUGCUGCUGGCGCUGCUGACGCUGGCGGCGGCGGCCCUGAUGGGCAUGAUCUUCACCACGCGGUUCAUUGACACGCUCUGCUCGGAGGCGCUACUGGGCCACCUGUGCGACAACGGCGCUGCGCGCGCCAUGCAGCACGUGCAGCCCACCGUGACGAACAACUUCAACAGCCUGUUCGGCGCCGCGGCGGGCCUGGUGCUGGUGCUCAUGAUCGUGACCAAGCUGACGUGGCGCGUGCAGCCGGUGCUCACCAAGAAGCAGCUGCAGCAGAUAGACUCGUACGCACAGGUGGUGAAGCGGAUCGCGGAGCAGGAGGACAACCUGUACAAGGACUACUUCAAGACGCUAUCCACCAUGGAGCACUAAGCGGCUUGGCAGGAGGAGGCUGCGCUUGGAUCAUCUACGGCACGGCCUGGACCGGCUGGCAUGGCAGCGGCAAUGAAACAGUGAUGAAUGAGCAGCCGGAAGGGAGCGGUACGGCUCUCGGUUGCGCGCUGGGAAAUGUAGGAGGGGAGUUGGGUGACUGCCGCGCUGCAGGCGGUAAGGAGUAGGGUCUUGAGCACGAGGUGCAUGGUGAAGCUCUCCAGCUUCAACUAAAUGACUGGAUUGAUAAUCGAGCAUGCGCGGAUGCCUUGCUUCAAACAGGAUAGUUGAGUCCGUGGCUCCCAUAGUAGCAAAAAGCGCAUACAUGGUGAUGAGUCAGAUUCAACGUUGGUGCGGAAUGGGUAGUGGCCUGCAUGAUGGUAGAUAGGUUCAACGCAACCGAGGACACAUGUGCGGCGUGUGAAGUACUGCUGUUGGAAUUGCCACGAGAGUAGUUCCGGCGGGCGUCACCUUGCGGCUUGGAGCCAGACACACGGUCGUGCUCCCAAAACUGUGCAACGAAACCCGAUGAGUUGGCGGAGGCUUUCCCGCCCUUCAUUGUGCCUUCAGGGUAUGCCUUUAACUUGACACGUCCA